AUGAAUGACACAAACAAUGAAAAGAAGGAAUUCUUCGAGAGUUGUGUUUACUUUCCUCGACUGAACUCCGAUCGGAUCCAAACCAUAGACUUCUUGAACGCAUCCAAAAGUGUGGUUCAAUUCGUGGAACUGUUGGGCAAAGGCUUCCUUCCCGUCAGACAUGAUAUGAACGGAAAUAUCGAUAAAUUGAUGAAAAUAUACGAAACAAAUGAACAGAAGUUUGCAUUUUUGGAUCAAAUAGUGUCCGAAGAGAAACAGACAUUAAGUGAAAGUGACUUUCAUUUGGGAACCGAUGCUCUCAUUUGGUUGACCCGAGCUCUCGAUUAUAAUCUCAUAUUUCUGUCACUCUUUGUGUCGGACUUCGAAGAAGAGAAGCGCAGCGAAGAUCUGAGCGAUUAUUUCGCCAAAGCAUACGAUCAGACACUCAAGAAAUACCACAAUUGGUUCGUUCAACAGAUCGUCUCAUUGUGUCUGUUGUCCGCUCCCAACAGGUCUUCACUCCUCAAGUGUUUGACUUCAGAGAAGCCGACGAUUGACGAAAAGAUCACUUUCGCUGCGAUUAACGAAUAUCUCAUUUCGUCGAUUACGUGUAAUCUCUUGAAAACAAUGAUCUUAUGUGUUGGUCCCACCGGUUCCGGGAAGACAUUGCUAUUGAAAAGACUUCAAGACAUCGACUUUCAGAUCAACAACUAUUUGGACAUUCCCUCUACGGUGUCAACCGUUGGAACUAAUAUUGUUUUCAUCAAAACAAAGACAAAAACACUGAGUAUUGAAGAAGUCGGCGGAUCUAUGGCCGAGAUAUGGAGUCAAUACUACGGCGACUGUCAGGCAAUCAUUUAUGUCAUCGAUUCGACUAAUCUGUCGACAAUCGGAGACUCCUGUGUCUCACUCUUUCAGAUGAUGUCCGACACUAAUGUCAAGAAUAUUAAACCAGUUCUUAUAGUUCUCAAUAAAACAGACAUCAACUGUAGUGCGAGUAAAGAGGAGAUCCGAUAUCUCUUAAUGAUCGACCAUUUGAUUGAUUCACUUCCCGAUCAAAAAGUCGAUGUCUUUGACGUGAGUUGUGUCACCGGAAAGGUGGUAUACAAACCAAACCCCAACUCGAUAUUCAUGCGGUCCUACGGAGGCUAUCUGUUCCUGGGAUUGUGUGGUGCGGCGGUGGUGUGCCAUCAGUUGCGGGUCAAGUACUUGCCUCCAGGCCACAGAUUCCUCGCCGGAGUCUCCAGACUUGGAUACAAACUGCACUUCACACCAGUCAAGGACUGAUUGAUGGAUGCAUUAGACUUUUAUUAGUUAUAUAUAUGAAUAGAUGUACAAAAUUAACAAAUUAUAUGUCAUUUAAAUACAUUUAAUGAUUAAAGCGAUAGAUCUUUGAUUAGAUGUAUAAGUGAUUGGCAAUGGCUUUGAACGCAGAUUUUGAUUGCAUUUUGUUUGGUGGAGUCAAACAGAUCUGUGAUCUCUUCACUCAAUACAACAC
Messenger RNA from Oppiella nova, 1477 nucleotides. The record is from the annotation of a GenBank genome assembly. NCBI's taxonomy places the organism in Eukaryota, Metazoa, Arthropoda, Arachnida, Sarcoptiformes, Oppiidae.